GGAUGAUUCACCACUUCUAGAAACUAUUCAUAAAUGCUUGUCUUAUUUUUUGUGCAUGAUUCAAUUCUUAAUUUAUGUUUACACACCAUAAAUUGUUUUUUUUUCUAAAUAAGUUUUUGUCUAUCCAUAGUUGCUAACGUGGUUUUGCAUUUUUAUAAAUAGCUAAUAAUUCCAUUUUCUAUUAUCUUAUCCGUCACCCCUUCUCUCUAUAUAAAACCAUUUUCACUUUCCUAUAAACGUACGUGAUAACCCCUAUAUAUAUCUCAAUGGCCGGUUCGGUUAUGGUUCCGUCCGUUUCAAUCGGUUUAGCCUUAUCUGUCUUAAUCUUCUUCGCUCUUUCCCUCAAGACCCUUGAAGCUCGUGGAACCUUCGGCAGGCUUGCCGGACAGCCACCGCAGAGGACUGCUGCCGGCGGCAUAUGCGCUUCUUCUGUUCACAUAUUUGGUUACAAGUGCGAAGAACAUGAUGUGGUGACUCAAGAUGGGUACAUAUUGAAUAUGCAAAGGAUACCGGAAGGACGAGCCGGAGCCGUCGCCGGAGAUGGGGGAAAGAGACAACCUGUCCUAAUACAACAUGGAAUUCUUGUCGAUGGGAUGUCAUGGCUGUUGAAUCCAGCGGAUCAAAAUCUGCCGUUGAUUUUGGCGGAUCAAGGAUUCGAUGUGUGGAUGGGGAACACAAGAGGGACUAGAUUCAGCAGAAGACACAAGUACCUUAACCCUUCUCAACGGGCUUUCUGGAACUGGACGUGGGACGAGCUUGUGAGUUACGAUCUGCCUGCUAUGUUUGACCAUAUCCAUGGCCUAACAGGCCAAAAGAUUCACUACCUCGGACACUCUUUGGGGACGUUAAUAGGAUUUGCUUCGUUCUCAGAAAAAGGGUUGGUGGAUCAAGUGAGAUCGGCGGCGAUGUUGAGUCCCGUUGCUUAUCUCAGCCACAUGACCACCGUCAUCGGCGAUAUCGCCGCAAAAACCUUCCUCGCCGAGGCCACCUCUAUUCUUGGAUGGCCAGAGUUUAACCCGAAAAGUGGAUUAGUAGGGGAUUUUAUAAAGGCUAUAUGCCUUAAAGCGGGGAUCGACUGUUAUGAUUUAGUCUCUGUUAUCACUGGAAAGAAUUGCUGCCUUAACGCAUCAACCAUUGAUCUGUUCCUUGCCAACGAACCUCAAUCUACUUCCACCAAGAACAUGAUCCACCUUGCUCAAACGGUAAGAGACAAGGAGUUGAGAAAAUACAACUAUGGAAGCAGUGAUCGCAACAUAAAACAUUACGGUCAAGCGAUACCACCGGCAUACAACAUAUCGGCGAUCCCACACGAGCUUCCGCUUUUUUUCAGCUACGGUGGUUUAGAUAGCCUGGCUGAUGUGAAAGACGUUGAGUUUCUCCUUGACCAGUUUAAGUAUCACGACAUCGAUAAGAUGAAUGUGCAGUUUGUGAAAGACUAUGCUCAUGCUGAUUUCAUCAUGGGUGUUACUGCCAAAGACGUUGUUUAUAACCAAGUUGCUACCUUUUUCAAACGACAAGCUUGAUAAUAUUAUUACCUUGUCAUUAGUUUAUGUAAUUGCAUGUGCCCAUAUUCUUCAAUUGUUUCCCUCUAAACAAAAUGGGCAAAAAUAAAAUUAAAAUUUUUAUGAAAAAGUAUACCAGUCUACUAGCUUCUAAUUAAAAUAAUCCCAA
Molecule: messenger RNA, 1671 nt
Organism: Arabidopsis thaliana (thale cress)
Lineage: Eukaryota; Viridiplantae; Streptophyta; Magnoliopsida; Brassicales; Brassicaceae
Gene: MPL1
Product: Myzus persicae-induced lipase 1
Exons: 9
Coding region: 267-1523 (418 amino acids)
Biological process (GO): lipid metabolic process
Cellular component (GO): extracellular region
Molecular function (GO): triacylglycerol lipase activity; hydrolase activity, acting on ester bonds
Source: RefSeq, marked reviewed